Trypanosoma cruzi is the source of this 66-nucleotide messenger RNA. RefSeq names its product glucose transporter, putative. The transcript has a single exon. The record is from RefSeq and is a predicted model, not a curated record. The annotation marks the transcript as partial. Lineage: Eukaryota; Euglenozoa; Kinetoplastea; Trypanosomatida; Trypanosomatidae.
AUGUCAUCCAAGAAGCAGACUGAUGUGAGUGGUGGGGACAGGCAGCCCGAAGAGACUCCCACAUUU